Molecule: messenger RNA, 5102 nt
Organism: Loxodonta africana (African savanna elephant)
Lineage: Eukaryota; Metazoa; Chordata; Mammalia; Proboscidea; Elephantidae
Gene: ELL
Product: elongation factor for RNA polymerase II
Exons: 12
Coding region: 23-1816 (597 amino acids)
Biological process (GO): transcription elongation by RNA polymerase II; positive regulation of transcription elongation by RNA polymerase II; snRNA transcription by RNA polymerase II
Cellular component (GO): transcription elongation factor complex
Molecular function (GO): cis-regulatory region sequence-specific DNA binding
Source: RefSeq, a predicted model, not a curated record
GCGGGGGAGCGAUGGUCGCAAGAUGGCGGCGCUGAAGGAGGCUCGGAGCUACGGGCUGUCGUGCGGACGGCUGGGCGACGGCAGCCGGGUGUCCGUGUUCCACGUGAAGCUCACCGACAGCGCCCUGAGGGCCUUCGAGAGCUACCGCGCCAGCCAGGACUCCGUUUCACUGAGACCGUCGAUCCGCUUCCAGGGCAGCCAAGGGCACAUCUGCGUCCCUCAGCCCGACUGCCCCUCCGAGGCCCGAACCUUCUCCUUUUACCUCUCCAACAUCGGCCGCGACAGCCCACAGGGCAGCUUUGACUGUGUACAGCAGUACCUGUCCAGCCGCGGGGAUGUCCACCUGGACUGCCUGGGCAGCAUCCAGGACAAGAUCACAGUGUGUGCCACCGACGACUCCUACCAGAAGGCGCGGCAGAGCCUGGCACAGGCCGAGGAGGAGACGCGGAGCCGCAGUGCCAUUGUCAUCAAGCCGGGUGGCCGGUACCUGGGCAAAAAGGUUCAUUUCCGGAAGCCAGCCCCAGGGCCGACGGAUGCCGUGCCCUCCCGGAAGCGGGCUACCCCCGUCAAUCCGGCCAGUGCCCUCAAGAAGGCCAGUGGUGGCGGCAGCAGUGGAGGGGUCUCCCAGAGGCCCUUCCGUGACCGGGUGCUGCAUCUCCUGGCACUGAGGCCCUACAGGAAGGCCGAGCUGCUGCUGCGGCUGCAGAGGGAUGGGCUGUCGCAGCCAGACAAGGAUGCGCUGGACGGCCUCCUCCAGCAGGUGGCCAAUGUGAGUGCCAAGGAUGGUACGUGCACACUCAAGGAUAGCAUGUACAAGGAUGUGCAGCGGGACUGGCCCGGCUACUCGGAGGGUGACCGGCAGCUGCUCCAGCGCAUGCUUGUCAGGAAGGUGUGCCAGCCACAGGGUGCCAGCACCUUCCCCAGUGAUCCUGCUGCCAGCCCUCCAGGGGAGCACGGAAAUGCCUCCUCGCUGCUGCAGAAGCGGCCGCAGCCUUCUGACUUCAUUGACCCCCUCGCCAGCAAGAAGCCCCGGAUCUCACACUUCGCCCAGCGUACCCAGCCUGCUGUCAACGGGAAACUGAGUGCGCCCCAUGGCCGCACCACCCCCCUUCUCCCACUGCCUGAGCCCCCACGGCCCCAUGACCCACUGGCCGACGUCAGCAACGAUCCGAUCCACGGUGGCCGGGACUCAGAGUCCCUGGAGGCAGGUGGUCCAGGUUCUGCUGAGCGCCUGCACCCGCCCCCAUCCCCAGACUGCACGCGGCCCAGCCGGCCCCACGGCAAGGCCAAGAAGAAGUCUAAGAAGCACCGCGACAAGGAACGGGUGCCUGAGGACCAGCACCAGGGCUCGCAACCCGACCCAGAACCUGCAGAGAGCUCAGGCAGCACCCUCGGAGCCCCACCAGAUGCCCCAGGGUUAAAUGGUGCCUGCCACAGUGCCAGUGUCCCCACCUCAACCUCAGACACGCCCGACUACUUACUGAAGUACGCAGCCAUCUCAUCCUCGGAGCAGCGGCAGAGCUAUAAGAACGACUUCAACGCAGAGUACAGCGAGUACCGUGACCUACACGCCCGCAUCGAGCGUAUCACGCGGCGCUUCACCCAGCUCGACGCCCAGCUCCGGCAGCUCUCCCAGGGCUCUGCGGAAUACGAGACGACGCGUGGGCAGAUUUUACAGGAGUAUCGAAAAAUUAAAAAGACCAACACCAACUACAGCCAGGAGAAGCAGCGCUGCGAGUACCUGCACAGCAAGCUGGCCCACAUCAAGCGGCUCAUUGCUGAGUAUGACCAGCGGCAGCUGCCCGCUUGGCACUAGCCUGAAGUGCUGGGCGGAAGGAGCCGCCCAGGGACCAAUGGCCUCAAGGCCUGCUCCACACACCCACCCGCUGCUGGGCAGACCCUUGUGGAUGGUGGGGCCUGGGGGACAAAAGGCGGGAAAGAGAAUUUAUUUAAAUAAAUACAAGGACACGCACCCAUCUGAAGCCACACGUGGACAGCGGGGGUCCUGAAGACGGGGCCUUGGGCCGCGCUACCCCGCUGCUGUGGCCAGAGAUGAGCCAUGCGCCUUUUCUAGUUUUAUACAGACAGCCACUUUUAGCUACUGCGAGGAGACUCGUCUAUUUUUGUAUGAAAAGAAAAAGCCCUUUUUCUACACCUGUGCCUCCUGCCGCCAGUGGAUCUCAGACCCGAGGUCCUUUCUGCAGUAUUACCGCCACCGGAGCAAGCACUGUUCUGAGGGCUCCACGGAAUGGGCGUCGCGGGGGCCACAUUUCUGAGGAGCCUGGCCCAGGGUCACCAUUUACAGGGACACCCCGUCAGGCCCUGGAGCUGGGGUGACCUCUGGCCUGCAGAUACCACCUCUCCCCACCUGCCGAGGGAUCUCUCAGAGGGGCAGAGCGGCACUAUUUUGAGAGGCCCAGCUGGCAUGGAGCAGCUGCAGGGCCUGGGGCCAGUGGGGCCCAUUUGUCCCGGGAGGUGCCUGCCCGUUGUCCCCAAGCCGGCCAGCUAUUCCAGGCGCCCAGCUGCCAGCCAACCGCGACCGUGCCGGACGCUGCACCAGGUGGUAUUUGUGACUUCUCAGAGCUCCCCUUUGCUGUUGCUGCUACUGCUUCUUGUUUGUUUUUCCUCCGGGGGUUGAGACCCCUCCUACGAGGCCCCGGGUUUGCACUCAGGGAGGGGCUGGGGGCGCGGCUUCGCGGGCCCCACAAUUGCUGCUUUGUUGCUGUGCCUAGUGUGCCCCUAACCCCGCGGGGCCGUGUGAUUGCGUGUGUGUAGGAGGACUCCGCGGAGCCACAUAGUGGGGUCCCCGCAGACCAGGCGGCGGGGGCAGGGCCUGAGGGGUGGGGCCACGCAGAGGGGGUGGGGCCUAGGCGUUGGAAUGCGGCCGCGCCUGGACCCUGUGCUAUGGGAGCAGGGCUGACCAGCUUCCAAAGAGCUGGCGGGUGAGGAAGGCGCCAUCAGGGUGUCACCCCCCCCACACACACAAAGCCCCUUCCUGUGGGACCCCCAGCCCCCGCGGAAACGUUGACCCUUCGUGUUUUAUCAUUUGGGGGGUGGCAGGGUGGGCACGUAGGCCCGGGUGAUCGGAGGAGCCCAGCCGCCUGCCCGCUCCUGGGAACCAUCUCCUGGGAAUCUCAGUUGAAUUUGCCUUUUUGUUGUUAUUGUUAUUUUUUUUCUCCUUUUAAGGAAUGGUGAAAAUCAGAAGUUUUGUGCUGUGGGGGUUGGCAGACGACAGUCCCAGCCAAUUAAAUAGGGUCUAACUUAUUGAUACUGUUCUAUCCCUCUACUUCCUACUGUGGAGAGAAGCCACUUUGAGCCAUGGAGUUGGUGUUUACAAGAACUUUUCACUUUUGCCAAAAUGUUACAAUUGAGAGGCACCUGCAUCUUCAGUUUUCCUGAUAUUUUCUUAAAAGAGCUAGUGUCCUUUUUGUACACUAAACAGAUGAAUGCUGAAUUUUUUCAACCUACAAUAAAUUUCACUGAACUGAACUGUGGCCCUGGCUGCCUGGCCUGUGUUCAUGUCUGGGUCCUCCAGGCUGGCUCCUGUGGCAUCACUGGAGGGUGACCAUGGUGAUGGUGUGGACUGGACAGGGAUGGCAGCUUAGACAGCCUGCCAGCGCUGCCGCCCAGGAGUCAGUCAGUGUGGAGAAUGGAUGUGAAGGUGAUGGGGAGCCACAGCAGGUGUGUGAGCAGGAUAGAGCCCGGACUCGUUUGCACACAUUCUCUGAUGACAACAGCGGGCAGUAACUGAUUCCUCCUUUCUUUCUGCUGCUUGCUGGGGGCAGGGGCAGGGUUGUCCCCGUGACUCUGAUGGGAACACUGAGGCCCAGAGGGCCUAUAAACCCAGGACACCAGUGGGGGCAGUAGUUCUUGUCCCCUGUUCCGGGUGAGAAGCCUGAGGUUGGGAGGCAUGGAGGCAGGCCCUGCCUGCUCAAGACCGUGGGGGUGGACUUGAUUUUAGAAAAACAAAGCAGAUGACUGAGUGAAGGCCCCAGCACCCUCACUGUCCCCAUGUCCACUGCAGGCUCCUGGGGUCAGCGAGCAGCCUGCUGGCCAUGGCCUUAGCCCAAGUUCUAAGGUGGCCUGGAGUCUGAGGCACAGGAGUCUCGGCCAGCAGCAGCCUGUGGGCAAAGUGUACUAGUCACAUAGAUAACAUCUUUUUUGUCCUCAUGCCCCAGGCCCCCGCCUGGCACCUCCCCUGACCCUCCACUGCCUGUCCUAGCAGCACCCCCACCACAGCCACAGUGUCCUUUGACUGUCCUGCCUGAGAGUCCAGCCCCCUUGGGCCCCAGAAUGGUCUUCUGGGCUUGAGCCUGCCCUUUGGUAUACAACGCUGUGCCACCCUCCACUGGGCUUUGGGACACAGCAGGGACUGGAUGGCCCCACCUGCCCUCAGUGGGACAUGGACAAAAGCCUGAGUGACCCCCAAAUGGCAUGGGGAUGAUAAGAGCAUGGCUGCACACUGCCCACCCCCCCAGGCUGGGUCCCACUAACCCUGUGGUCCUACCCAGGCCCUGACCCUUCUAGAGGCUGAGCCUCCCCACCUCCAGGCCUAUAGCCAGCCCUGCAGUCACCUUACAGUGCCAAGUGACCAGUAGGGAUAGAUACAGCCCUGUCCCUGCCAUUUCUCCACCGAACUCCUCACUGCCAUUCCAAGAGGGCUGUCAGGGCCUGGGUCCCCACACUUCCCUAUGAACACUGGGGACCCCUGGCAUGGGUCCUGGGCCUUUCUCUCCUUUACAUACAUUCCUGUGACUUCACAUGUGGCCUCAAGCUCCCCUCACCUCACCUUAUCCCCAGCCUUUAGACCCCUACAUCCCCACUUCCCCAGGCUGCCUAUAAACUCCUUUUCAUACCUAAAAACCCGUCAGUGGUCACCUCUGCUGGGAAGCCUUCCCAGCCCUCCCUAGGGUGCCCCUGGCUGGCCUUGUCUCUGGUCCCCUCUGGCUUGGGGUGGACAAGUCUACUUCUCACCUCCCCCCAACUCCACUUGAGUCUCUUUAGGGCUAGGCAUGGGCCCAGAGAUUCUGAGCCCCCUCCCUCAAGGCCAGGCCCUGACUGUGUUCCCUCCAAGCGUUCCCAACUAUCCACCUUUUGGGUCA